GAGCACGUGGGGGCGCCGCCGGUCCCGGUCCCGCUGCGCCACCGCCGCCAUGGAGGAGCCGCCGCCCGAGCAGCCGCCGCCCCCCGCAACCCCGACGCCCUCAGCAGGCGGGGAGGAGGACGAGGCCGCGGCGGCUGGCGGCCCCGAAUGGAACAUCCCGCCCAACGCGCCCGCCUGCAUGGAGCGGCACCUGGAACGCGCGCAUUACCGCGCAGACGGAGCGCUGCUGCUGGGCGCCUCGGGGCUGAGCGGCCGCUGCUGGGCCGGCUCCAUCUGGGUGUUCGCCGACCCCCGGCGCGCCCCCAGCGAGGGCUUCUGCACCGCCGGCGUCCAGACCGAGGCGGGCGUGGCCGACCUGCGCUGGGUGGCGGACAGAGGCAUCCUGGUUGGCUCCGACUCCGGCGCCGUGGAGCUGUGGGAGCUGGACGAGAAGGAGACCCUCAUCGUCAAUAAGUUCUGCAAGUACGAGCACGACGACAUGGUGGAGGCGGUGGACGUCCUGGCGGGCAGCACGCGGGCGGUCAGCGGCGGAAGGGACUUCAGUGUGAAGGUGUGGGACCUCCCGCAGCAGGCUGUGCUGCACUCCUAUAGAGCUCACUCCGAUGCAGUGACAUGUGUGGCUGCCUGUCCUGGUAAGGACACCAUCUUCCUGUCCUGCGCUGAGGAUGAAAGAAUAUUACUCUGGGACACCAGAUGCCCCAAACCAGCUACUCGAAUUGUUUGCAGUGCCUGUAAUUACCUCCCUACCUCAGUCCUGUGGCAUCCACAGGAAAGUGACAUCUUUGCUUUAGGUGAUGAAAGUGGAACAGUUGCACUAGUAGACACAAAGAAUCCUGAUUCUGCCCUCAGCUCCAUUGUGCAUGCCCGACGUGUUACGGGCUUUGCAUUUUCUGCACAUAGUUCACCUUUGCUGGCUUCCAUCAGUGAAGAUUGUACAGUAGCUGUUCUCAACUCAGACCUUUCAGAGGUGUUCAGAAGCCGUUCUCAUCGAGACUUUGUAAAAGGUUUAUCGUGGUCUCCUUCAGACAAUGCCUUGCUCACUACAGUUGGAUGGGAUCAUCAGGUUUUACAUCACACUGUCCCCAUACCAACUGGUGAAGCUUCCGGAAUCAACUGUGUAAAAGAAUAGUUUUAUAAACUCAUUGGUCCAAAUUCCUUCCUUGCAUUAUUUUGGUUCUCCUGAAGUCGACGAUGUUUGUGAACUCGAGUGGUUAUGGAUUGUUGUCUGCCUUGAACCUUGUGACUAAGAAGGUUCCUGUAGUAGUUUUGAGUUAAGCAUAAAUUAGUUGCAAACUAGACUGUACCAUCUCCUCAGGAGUUGGAUUCACCUGCGAAAAGACUGCAGUUUUUUACCUGGAAAAAAAAUAGUGACUUCAGCUACAGAGGAGCCUUGGAAGAGGGAAUUAGGUAUAAUAAAAUGAAAAAGACUUGUUUCUUCAAACCACUCACAGAAUGAAUAGAAACAAAUUGUUUGGGGAGGUUAAAAGGAACCACCUUUACUGAGGUAGAUGCAAAAGCCUCACCUGAGCAAAGUGUUUGCUCUUUAAAUACUUCCUUCCAACUGGACAGGAAGCUGUGUUGGAAUUUUAAUGGUAGAAGAGUUUCCUUGUUGUCCUUAAUGCCACAUUCAGUUUAGAAGGUUGGUUUUUGCUAUCUUCUAUUGCAAAUAAUCCCAUGGUGAGCACUGUGUGUAGACUUCUGCUCCACUGCUGGGUAUCAGAGUACCAGUGCUUGGUGUGAUACGUCACAUAUGCUGUAUAAUAAGGAUCCCAGCUGCAGUCAUUAAACAUCUUUGUGAUGGUGCAUGACAUGCUGAAAUGCCAGGACCUGUAAUGCUCACCUGUUGCUUGGAGCUGAGAGCAGCUCGGGGGCUUUUCUGCAGCAUGCUGAAUGCUGAGAGAAGUUUGCUUGACACCAUGUUUCAGCUUCUCUGUGCUGAAUAUAACUUACUCCAGAAUAAGGUUUGCAAACAGAAAUUUAUAUAAGAGGAAAAACUGGACUAAGGACUUGAGUCUUCAUUUUGUUGCUCCUGUUAUCAGACUGCUUAGUGAUAAGUAAGGCUCCUGAUAGACUUUCAAUGAGUGACUUUUUGUGCUGGAGACUGAGAAGAUCAAGCAUUCCCAUAAUCCCCUCAAAGACUUCACGUAAUCCUUAGAGGUUGGUUUUUGUUUUUUGGUAAUAUAACAUACAACUUCUCAAACUAAACUGUUUCCUUUGAAUAUAUUGAACUGACAAUAAAUGGCAUUGAUCUGCA
Molecule: messenger RNA, 2254 nt
Organism: Phasianus colchicus (ring-necked pheasant)
Lineage: Eukaryota; Metazoa; Chordata; Aves; Galliformes; Phasianidae
Gene: WDR77
Product: WD repeat domain 77
Biological process (GO): oocyte axis specification
Cellular component (GO): methylosome
Molecular function (GO): protein binding
Source: RefSeq, a predicted model, not a curated record